Molecule: messenger RNA, 1354 nt
Organism: Alosa sapidissima (American shad)
Lineage: Eukaryota; Metazoa; Chordata; Actinopteri; Clupeiformes; Clupeidae
Product: mitochondrial amidoxime-reducing component 1-like
Exons: 7
Coding region: 62-1051 (329 amino acids)
Biological process (GO): nitrate metabolic process
Cellular component (GO): mitochondrial inner membrane
Molecular function (GO): molybdenum ion binding; pyridoxal phosphate binding; nitrate reductase activity
Source: RefSeq, a predicted model, not a curated record
GCCCGUUUGCUUUAUGACAGAGUUGUGAAAUUAGAGAGCAUACCUCUGGGGCGCAUAUACGAUGGCCCUCAAAGAAACCUUGUUGAAAGCAUUUGCGCAAAACAGAAAAGUCGCACUCUACGCUGCUGGGGCUGGUGUUGCACUGUUUGGACUAGGGCUGGGUUACAAGUACAUGCAGAAACCGAAAAAGUUGACUCAGGUUGGCAUUGUUUCGCAGCUGAUCCUUCAUCCUCUCAAGUCCGGGAAAGGACUCCAAGUGGCCAAAGCAGAAUGUCUGCGUAUGGGUUUGAAACAUGGAGAACUCCGCGAUCGGCACUGGCUCGUGAUCAGAGAGGACGGACGGAUGGUGACAGCAAGGCAGGAGCCUCGUCUGGUGUUGGUGACAAUGACGGCCGAGGGAGAAGACAUCUGCCUUAACGCCCCUGACAUGGAGGAGUUAAAGGUUCCUCAGCAUCAGCCAAACAAUAACAUACUGAACUGCAAGGUGUUCACAGCGGACGUCCAGGGGAGAGACUGUGGGGACGAGGUCUCUCGCUGGCUCACACAUUACCUUGCCGCAGGCAAGACUGUCCGUAUGGUGCAUUAUGAGCCCCAUAUGAAACCCAGGAAGUGUAAUCAGAUGGAGCGACCCUUUCCUCCAGAUGAGGAGGUUGCCUAUCCUGACGCAGGGCCAAUCAUGCUGCUGUCGGAGGCCUCUCUGAGAGACCUGAACUCCAGGCUAGACAAGGAUGUUACUGUGGCCCAGUACCGCCCCAGCAUCGUAGUGAAUGACUGUGAGGCCUUCAGUGAGGAUUCCUGGGACGAUAUUCAGAUUGGCACUGUGAGGAUGAAGCGGGUCAUGGCUUGUGGAAGAUGCAUUUUAACAACAGUGGACCCUGAGACUGGGAUCAACAACAGCAAGGAGGCCUUGGACACCCUCAAAAGCUACCGUCUGUGUGAUCCAUCAGACAAGAAGGUGUACGGAAAAGCCCCUCUCUUUGGACAGUACUACAUCGUCAAACAGACCGGGACCCUUCACGUUGGCGAGCCUGUCUACAAGAUAAGCUACUGAGAUACUCCUGAAUGUUAGCAUCAUUAGAUUGUUUUUAUUUUGAACAUGUCAGUGGUAUUAUUGUGCCUUGCGUUUUCACUAAUUCCUUAAUUACUAUAUUUUAGUCAUGAUCCAGCGUUGCAUAAGGUGAUUGUAGUUAGGGCCACUCUGCUAGCCUAUAAAAUCAUGGCUUCUAGUGGGACAUGCUAUCAAGUUUUUCAAAGAGAAAUAAUAAAAUAAAAAAACCUAAUUUCAAAAUAGUUGCUGACUACUGGAUAAUAAUUCCCUUGAGCAGAAGGAUUAAAAGCUAUGCUGGUAUCACCA